AUGUCGCUACUAGACAAGCGAAAAGCUUCGGCAGCGGUAGCGAGCCCUUCCAGCUCAACUGCUGCUGCUUCCGGCUCAUCAUCAAAGCGUGUUCGCAUCGACGAGCCGCCCCGGCGUCAACGCAGACGUCAAGAUACCGACUAUUUCCAUGGCGACCCUGAGCUCGAAGAGGAGGAACGACGUCGGAUACGCAGAGAUCAGAAGACUGGACGCAUCGAUGAUCGCGGCGAGGACCUUUCAGAGUCUGACGAAUCCGAUGGCAACGGUGCUGAUCUAUUCAACGCCGACGAGGACGACUCCGACGCAGAGGCAGAUGCAGGAUCACAUCGGCGAAGAGCAGAAAGGAAGCGCAGGCCCGAUGCUGCAGGUGCAGGCGGCGACGAUGACGAUGAAGAUAUGUUCGAUAUAGCAGAUGAUGACGAUGCGCCAGCAAAGAGCAAGGGUAAGCAAAAGGGCAGAGCAAAGGACAAGUAUCUCAAGCUGGGCCAGUUGGAAGAAGGCCAAGAUUUUGGGUCAAAGACUCGCUCUGGUGUCGAUGCCGCCGAUGACGAUGCAGAACUGCUCAAAGGUGCUGGAGAUGACGACGAUGAUCUCGAUCCAGAUCUCGAGUUAGAAGACGAAGAUCAAGAAGAUGAUGACGACCAAGAGGACCAAGAUGCAGACCAGCAGAACUGCCUUGUCGACCUCAACGCCUACGCCGAGCGUUCGCCUCCAUCACCCGGUCGCAGCACCACUCGCAAAUCGAAAUCAAAAAAGAACAAGCUCAAAGCGCCCAAAGUCACCGGCUUCAACAUGAAAGAAGAGAUGCGCACUGGCAAAUUCGACGCAGACGGCAACUAUCACGAGAAUCAACGCGAUCCUCACGCCCAACACGAUGCCUGGCUAACCGGAGUUUACUCAAAGUCCAAGAUCCUCGAAGCUCGCAAAGCGCAACAAAAGCGAGAUCAGGAAGCAAAAGAGAAGGAGCAAGCUGCGCAGCAAGCCGAUGGAGACGAAGAUGAAGUCAAACAGAGGUUAGUCGAGUUCAUGCAUCGUCAAGAGAGCGUUCAGCGAACUUUGCAAAGAUUAGGCAAGAUUCUCUCGGAGAAGAAGAAAGCUGCAAAGGCAAGCAGAGCACCAGAAGACGAGGCAGAAGCGAAAAAGGCAGCUUCCGAUGUAGAGACCGUCACGCAUCUCUCUUCUGUGCUCAUGUCCCGGUUCGGGAGGUUGGACAUCUAUGAACAGACCUACGAACAACUUUUGCGUGAUGUACACAAAUCUGGGCUUGUCAGACAGACCUUUGACCCUGCGGCAAAGUUCGACCCUCCUGCACCCAAACUAGCACCUGCGACCACUGCAACUUCAACCACAAACUCGACCGAGUCUGCCACCGCUACCAAUAACGGAGAUUCAGAAGGUGGCGAAUGGGAAUACCGCUGGACACCAUCCUACCUCGCAACCUCAGCACGCGAAUCAGGCACACCCGUCGAUCCCGAAAUCCAGACAUUCGGUCCUUUCACACUCGCCGAUAUCAUAAGCUGGGCUGAACAAGGCUACUUCGGCAACAACGGCGAACGAAUUCUACUGAGAUUGAACGGGUCAAAAGAUGCGUGGAUGACGUAUGGCAAGGUUGUUGCUGCCAACUCGACAUGA
Ustilago hordei is the source of this 1632-nucleotide messenger RNA. RefSeq lists its product as uncharacterized. The transcript has a single exon. Gene Ontology annotation, cellular component: U5 snRNP. Bases 1 to 1632 code for a protein of 543 amino acids. NCBI's taxonomy places the organism in Eukaryota, Fungi, Basidiomycota, Ustilaginomycetes, Ustilaginales, Ustilaginaceae. The record is from RefSeq and is a predicted model, not a curated record. Gene Ontology annotation, molecular function: protein binding.